Candidula unifasciata is the source of this 1110-nucleotide messenger RNA. The record is from the annotation of a GenBank genome assembly. Lineage: Eukaryota; Metazoa; Mollusca; Gastropoda; Stylommatophora; Geomitridae.
AUGUCUGCCCGUGGGAAACGCCGUUCUACUCCAAACCCCCUGGAGAAGAAGAUACCUGAGAAUCCUAAAUACAAACAUGUUCGAGCUACAGUGGAUACAGGAGCCAGCCUCUCAAAAUACAUGGAAAAAAUGGAGGAGCUUAAGAGAAACUAUAAUUUCCGACCAGAUGAAAUUUUUAAGAGGAUGAAGAUUUCUACAUUUGUGCAGCUGGUUAUUCAGGUGGCAGACUUUGACACAAGCAUGAGUGAGGUCACAGACAACCCAUCACCAAGAUCUGACCGACCAGACACAGCGGAUCGGGAGGUUGCCAAGAUACAGAUGAGUGAUGGAAGUAGCAGAGAGACUGCAGAAAAUUCACCCAGAGAUUCGGCUGCUCCAGACAGCGGCAGGUCACGAUUAGAACAAGUAAUAAAUGGCGUGGGAGAAGUGGAUCUGAAUGCCCCAUCCUGGAGAGCGAAGCCCCUGUCCAUGAUGGGCUCUUCCUGUCCCUAUCUUCUGCUGGACGUCAGGGACAAGGAUUCAUAUGAUGAAUGUCACAUCAUUACAGCAAAGAGUUACCCCACGGCCAUGUUGGCAAGAUCUGUUAACUAUGAGACAAAGGACAUGUUGAACUAUGAAUCCUUUUUAAUAUUUUUUCAAUACGAGUUCUUAAAUUUGUUGUCAUAUUUUCAUAUACAUUUAAGCAUAAAAAACCAGCCAGGAAAGAUCAUUCUAGUCUAUGAUGAAGAUGAGAGAAUCAGCCACAGAGCUUGUACGACUCUGGUACAGAGAGGAUAUGACAAUCUCUUCAUGUUGUCUGGAGGUUUGAAAGUAGCGUACAAGCAGUUCCCAGAGGGCCUUAUCACAGGGAAAAUCCCUGCAUCCAUUCUGCAAGAGUUACAGCAAACCCAGAAGAGGACAAAAAGCAAAGAACCACCACCUGUCAUCUUGGAAAAUGUGGAUUACUUUACCCCAGAGUUGAUAGAUAAAUUGGUUGUACAGCUGGAUAAUAUUUCUUCGGAUAAAAGUAUAGGAAGCAGACUUUCAGGUACCAGCAAACCCAGCAGAUCCUCCAGUAUAUCCUCAGCCUCCACUGUAAGCACCAUGGGCAGGAAACCAUUCAAGUGCUAG